Messenger RNA from Syngnathus acus (greater pipefish), 1888 nucleotides. It is a transcript of the gene srpx2, whose product is annotated as sushi-repeat containing protein X-linked 2. Lineage: Eukaryota; Metazoa; Chordata; Actinopteri; Syngnathiformes; Syngnathidae. The coding region runs from base 344 to 1702 and encodes 452 amino acids. The record is from RefSeq and is a predicted model, not a curated record. The transcript is spliced from 10 exons.
AUUAACGCACAUAGGAGUAUUAAUUAUUUUAAGAAUCACUUUUUGUCUUAUCGACACGCUGGAACGUCAUUGAGUGACACGAGACAACAGCCCCCCCUAGUGGGUUUGUACUCGUCACUGAAGUAACAAGGAGCUUUUCGGCUGAGCACUCCCGAGAAGACAGAAAAGCUUAUUUUUCACCGGAAACAAACCAGUGGGGCUUUUUAAAAUUCGUUUGAGUGUCACUUGUCAAGGUUUUGCAAAGUUUGACAUUGUUGGGAGUUAGACUCCAGCCAACGGGAAGCUGCGCACAACGUUUUUCCUCCCAGCAGUGUCAUCCUUUUUCCCGUCCAAAGGUUUGACUAUGACUCGACCACUGGUGUUCUUUUUGUUCUCUUUACUUCUCGCAGCUGUGUGUGCGACCAUAGAGGAUGGUGGCUAUGAUGAUGUUGCCGAGGAAGAUGAUGAGCAUCAUCUCGACUACACCAAACUUCACUGGUGUCACUCUCCACGUCUCGUCAACGGGGAGCUGUCCUGCCAUUCCCCACGAGGUCGAGCAUACCGGACCACCCAGGGCACCCGCUGCACCAUGAGCUGCGAUCGAGGCUACCGCCUGAUUGGUCGGACGUCCAUCCAGUGCCUCGCCAACCGUCGCUGGUCAGGGGUCGCCGUCUGCCGCAAGAUGCGAUGCGGUGUGUUGCCUCUCAUUCCGCACGGCAGAUACACGUGCACUCAGGGCUUUGUGGUGGACUCCAGAUGCGACUUCACCUGCACCCCCGGCUAUCACAUUGAGGGGGAGUACACACGCACGUGUCAGCACGGGGGGACCUGGAGCGGGGCACAGCCCAUUUGCUUAGACACAGAACCUCCAAAAAUCAGAUGUCCGCGAUCCAGAAUCAGUGUGGCAGAACCUGGUAAACUGACUGCCAGAGUAACUUGGGAUGCACCGGUUGCCACAGACACAGCUGAUAAAACACUUGAUGUGAUUCUAGUUGGCCAGCAGCCCGGCACGGACUUUAACGAGGGAGCCAAUAUAAUUCGCUACAAAGUGUACGAUCAAGCCAGAAACAGAGCUGCCUGCAAAUUUAUCGUCCGUGUUGAAGUGAGGAGGUGCUCUGCCUUGUCUCCGCCUUUGCACGGUUCCCUCACCUGCUCCUCCGAUGCCACCAACUACGGCGCCGUCUGCGAGUACCACUGCGAUGGCGGGUACGAGCGCAAUGGCGUGUCCAGUCGGGUUUGCCAGCAAGACCGCAGCUGGAGUGACGACCCUGUGGAGUGCGUUCCCAUGGCGAUCGAGACAAAUGUGAAAACGGUGUCGGCUCUACUACGUCAAUUUUUCCAGACGAGGCGACUUCUCAUCCUGUCUGCGCCCGACAUAGCCGACCCAGACUACCAGCUGCAGAACAUCAUGAUACAAAAAGCAGACUGCGGAUUACAACUGCGCCACGUGACGCUCAUCGAGCUGCUGGACUCGCCCCCGCGUGAGAUAGGACGCAUCAAGGAUCACAACUUGACCUCGCUAGUUGUUGAGGAACUGAGGCUCACAUUCCGAAUCUCCAGGCAAUACUUCAGCAUGGUGCUGGUGGACAAGCUCGGGCAGGAUCGGGAGCGCUUCAUCACCCCCAUGGCGUCCGAGGAGCUCUUCUCCUACAUUGACGGCUUCUUGCUGGACGAAGAGGAAAGGGAGAAGCUGGAUCGCCACAGGGACUUUUGCGAGUCAUAAAAUAAAUAAUAAACAGAGUGGGAGAGAGGGACAAGGUGACAUAAGGGCCAAGAAAGCCCAGAUGGACGCAGGAGGAAAGGUGCACAAACCUCCUACGCUUGAGUGUUUCUGCUGAUCAUCAGUAAAGCCUACAUGAAAAAACAAUGGAGCACAAAACACAUUGUCGCAUGCGCACACACACACACG